AUGUCUGUUAUUGUAAUCGCAGUUGCUACAGAGAGUGGUGUCCCAAUUUUCUCUAGAAAACGUGGCAAUAGUGAAAAUAUACAAUUUUCAACAAUAGCAUCUUUACAUGGCAUCAACAUGUUUAGUAAAUGUCACAAUCUGUCUAUGAUUGACACAUCUGUAGAUAAUGGUUGUAUACUUUGGAAAGAAUACUGUAAAAGUGUUACACUGAUUGGAAUUGCAACUGGAGGAUUACAAUGUGACUUAGAACUUCUUCUUUCCUGUGUUCAUGAUGCUAUUAUAUUCUACAUAGGAAAAAAGGAGCUUGAGAAUCUGAAAAACAUUGAUCAAGUAAAGAGAGACUUAAGACAAUGUUACCCUAUAUUGGACUAUUUAUUGGAGUCAUUAGACCCUAACGCUUUAUCAUGCCCACUCCCAACAUUAGUUUUGGAUUUAAUGCAGAGUAUAUUGUGUCCGCAAGCUCAACAAUUACAGCAAGCAUUAGAUCAUUAUGCAGCAAGUGUGACAGGUCGAUGGGCAUGCCUCAUCAUUCAAGGACACUUGGUUGCAACAAGUUCUGAUUUUUGUGAACUGGAUCCCAGAGAGGCGAGACUUUUGAUGCUACUUGCAGCUGCUCAGGAUGGAGCACCAUUACGAGAUACUCCUGUAUAUUUACCACAAAUGAGCCCUAAUGUUGCAUUCAGAGCAGUUACGUGUAAACUUCUUGCUGAUGUAUACAUCUUAGUGGUGUGUGGAGCGACGCCAGCGUUAUCUCAAAUAGAUGAAAUAGUCCUGCAAUGCUGGGAAGGAUAUGCACAAACAAUCAAAGAGGCUAAACUUGCACACCCACGAAAUUUCCCUACAAGUCUUUCAUUUGAACCUUGUGUCUUGGGAAUACUUAUAGUGAAUAUCAAUAAGAGGAGAGCUGUAUUUUCCCGUCACCUACACGCGUCGAAUUCAAAGGGCCGUGGAAUGUCUGGAGCACACCGAAUGGAUAUACUGCGAACAUUCUAUGUUACGUCUGCCAGAGAUUUGGCAUCAGAACUGAGACCAAAAGACGCUAAUAAAAAAGAUUUAAACGAUUCUGAAGUUUGUAUUAAUGAAACAUAUUGGUGUUCCGAGUAUCACAAAUGUCAUGCGCAACGCUCCGGAAACAUGUUGUGCUGUGCAUUGUAUUCUUCAUCAACACAAUUACACACGAUAAGGUCCAUUACGAGUCAAAUAUUACAAGACUUGAGUGCUAACAAAGAUGUAUACUGGUGA
Messenger RNA from Arctia plantaginis, 1242 nucleotides. The record is from the annotation of a GenBank genome assembly. Lineage: Eukaryota; Metazoa; Arthropoda; Insecta; Lepidoptera; Erebidae.